CACACCCAACUCGGUUCCAUUUUGCGAUCGCGUCCCCCGCCCGGACAUUUUCAAACUCUUCACUUUUGCAUUGUUUUACCGUUUGUGAUCCUUUAGUGAUUAGUUUUUUUUUUUUUUCGAGAUACCGAACCCGUAUCUAUCAGUAUUGUGUUAUUGGUAGUCUGUAAGUUAGAUUUGUCGAGGCCAACUUGAUCGCGAGCUGGCAGAGAAGUUCUCGGCUUCUAUUGUGCCUAUCAAUCCAGUGUAUCAGUCAGCAUGUUUAGUCGAUUGUGUGACCUUGACUUGUAACGGUAAUUUUGUUUUACUUGGUUGAUAACAACGCUUACUCGAGAGGAAGGGAGAAUAAAUUUAAGGAUUUCGUUCCGCAUCGAUCAUGCUACGAUCGAGUGCGAUCGUACUGCUGCUGAUCGGCACCGUCAUAAUCGGUGGCGCGGACGCCGGUCGCAAGUCGUCCAGUCGGGUCGUGAAGGCUACCCCAUGUGGUGACAACGAGUACCGCUGCGACAACGGAGUAUGCAUCCCGGACACGAACCACUGCAACGGCAACAAGGACUGUGCCGACGGGAGCGACGAAGUUGGGUGUGAUUACUUCCUAUGCAAGAAACCGAUGUGGUACCGCUGCAAACAUGACAACAGCUGCAUCAGUGCGUCGUUCCUGUGCGACAAGCACGAUGAUUGUCCGUUGGGGGAUGAUGAAGAGAACUGCGAGAAUUUCGAAGUGCCGCACGUACCGGUGCCAUGUAGCAAGUUCGAGUUUACCUGCACGGACAAGAUGUGCAUUCCGGUGGACUUGGUUUGCGACGGGGUGGCGCACUGCUUGGAUGGGUCGGACGAGACCAUCGGAUGCUUGGAUAUCGAAAAGAAGUGCAAGGGGUUUCUGUGCAAGAACAAACACUGCAUCAAGAGCCACGAUUGGGUUUGCGAUGGAAUCGACGAUUGCGGAGAUGGCUCGGAUGAGGAGAACUGCUUCGCCGGGUGUGAUUUGGAGCAUGGCAAGUUCGAGUGUGCGGACAAUAGCACGUGCGUCGAUCUGAAACAGGUUUGCGACGGGAAGGAUGACUGUGGAGAUCGAAGCGACGAGGGAGGAUCGUGCCAAUCGAAGGAGUGCGAUAGCUUGAGGUGUCCAGAGGGUUGUAAGAAUACGCCGCACGGCGCGGUUUGCCUGUGUAAACCGGGCUACAAAUUCAACAAGAAGAGUAAAGCUUGCGAGGAUAUUAACGAGUGUGAACGAUACGGAUUGUGUUCGCAGGGGUGUGAGAAUACUCCGGGGUCGUUUCGGUGUACGUGCGUCAACAAGUUCAAACUAAAGGAAGAUGCAAGAACAUGCGAGCUGGAUGAUCUUGCCGAACCGCUCUUGCUGUACACCACUCAGAAAUCCAUCGGUGGACUGCACAUGGACACCAAACAUCAGUACUACGUGGCAAAGGACCUUUCGCAGGUGAUCGGUGUCAGCUACGAUGGAAAGCACGUCUAUUGGACGGACAUCUCCUUCAAAACGGAAUCGAUCGAGCGAUCGCUGGAAGAUGGAAGCAAACGCGAACUGUUGCUGACCUCCGGUUUGGCUUCUCCCGAGGAUCUGGAUCUGGAUUGGCUCACCGGGAACAUCUACUUCAGCGACAGUGGCCAUAUGAUGAUUGCCGUCUGCUCGAACGAUGGUGUUCACUGUUCGAUACUUAUCCAAGAUACGCUGCACAAACCCAGAGGUAUAGCUCUGCUGCCUCAGAACGGAACCUUGUUCUACUCGGACUGGGGAGAUAACGCCAUGAUCGGAACUGCCAAUAUGGAUGGUAAAAACAAGAAGAUCCUGAUCGACAAAGACAUCCAUUGGCCAAAUGGACUGAGUCUGGAUUGGCCCAACGAGCGACUGUACUGGGUUGAUGCCAAACUGAAGAAGAUCGAAAGCAUCAAAAUGGACGGAACUAACCGGGUGACGGUCCUGUCUGAUGUCCUCAAGCAUCCUUUUUCGAUUUCCGUGUUCAACGAUCGCAUCUACUGGUCCGAUUGGGACACUAAGAGCAUUCAAUCCUGCGAAAAGUUCAACGGAAAGGACCGCAAAAUUGUAGUGCACGACCGACAGAUCUUCGACGUCUACAUUUACCACCCCGCCCUGCAACCGAAGGGCGAUCAUCCCUGCUUGGGCAACUUCUGCUCCCACCUCUGUCUGCUGGCACCGAAUGACAGCUACAGCUGUUCAUGCCCAUACGGUAUGAGCCUUAAGGCGGACAAGCAUUCGUGUCGUGAAACGAUCAAGCGGCAGUACCUCCUGCUGGGCAUCUCCAACUACCUGGUCAAGCUGGAAACGCAAACCUUCGGACGGCACGAAACAUCCCAAGCCGAUGCCUUCCAAAUCUUCUUCCACCGGAUGGCCUUCAACACGAUCACCGGGGAAAUCUUCGUCGCCGAUAAUCGUCAAAAGGCGAUCUUCACCGUUGAUCUCAAAACGAAGGCGUCGCAGCGACUGAUCACAACCGGAAUCGGAAACAUCUCCGCUCUGGCUUUCGACUUCCUCGGCAAUAACCUCUACUGGGCGGACAGCGAGCGAUCAACGAUCGAAGUCUUCUCACUCCAGACCCGCCAGCGAGCCAUCAUCCAGCACUAUCUGGGAAUGGACAAGCCCGUCGGCCUAGCGGUUAUCUCCGAGAUCGGUAAAAUGUUCAUCGCCCUGCGAUCCUCGUCACCAGUUCCGCACACCCACAUCGACCGCCAGGAUAUGACCGGUCGAGGUCCUCACUUGCACAUCAUCGAGGAACGCGUCAGUGGGAACGGGACGUUCAACUUCGUCGCCGAUCGGGAUCUCCGUUCGGUCUACUGGAACGACAUGGGUUUGAGCAAGAUCGAGUUCACCAGCUACGAAGGUGACACUCGGCAUCUGUUCCGGGAAUAUCUCCGGCUCCCGGUGUCCAUAGCCAUCGUCGGAGACAGUUUGUUCUGGACCUGCUAUCGAUCAAAGCGCCUCUACUGGUCCGACAAGCACAACCUCGGAGUGACGAAGAAGAUCACCAUCGAUAAACCACCGUACGGGGCUGUCCCGGACGAGAUCAUUCUGCUGGGAAGUCAACCACUUCAGCGGUACGAUCAUCCCUGUCAGAAGCAGAACGGAGGUUGUUCGCACAUCUGCGUCCCCGCCGGGAUGUACAGUACGGCGUGCAUCUGUCCGACGGGAAUGAUUUUCAGUUCACCGAAGAACACAACCUGCAUCGACGCGAUCGACUGCGAGUUCAAGUGUACCAGCGGCGAGUGCUUAACGAUCAGCAAGCGAUGUAACGGAAACAAGGACUGCGCGGAUGGGUCCGACGAGAAGGGCUGCGAUGGGGAGGACAGGGUGAAGCAACUGGAAUGUCGUUACGAUGAGUUCAUGUGCGCAGACAAGAGCAAGUGCAUCGAUCAGAAGCUGCGAUGUGAUAAACACUUUGAUUGCGGAGAUCACUCGGACGAGAAGAACUGCGAGGGGUACGAUCGGGGAAUUGGAUGCCAUGAGAAUCAGCAUGCAUGUCCGGAUGGGAUGUGCAUCGAUGUGAACACGCUGUGCGACGGGUUUCCGGAUUGUUUGGACGGGUCGGAUGAGGUGGGAUGCACGGAGCUGAACAAUGAGAAGACGAAUGCAACGACCUGUGGACCGCAGAUGUUCCGGUGUAACACGGGGCAGUGUAUUCCGAGGUGGUGGGAGUGCGAUGGAUCUCCAGAUUGCUCGGAUGGGUCGGAUGAGCAUGAAAAGUGUUUGCAGAAGAGCGAGUGUAAGGCUGGCUUCACCAAGUGUGCUAUGGGGCAUUGCAUCGAGGAUCGACUGGUUUGCGAUGGCAACAACGAUUGUGGAGACAAUUCUGAUGAACUGAGCUGCAAGGUUGAAGCAGAGCCGUGUGUCGGAUUGGAGGACGAUAAUCCGACCAAGUUCCUAUGUCCGAAAUCUGGAAAGUGCCUGGAUAUUGCGGUACGGUGUAACGGAACAUCGGAGUGUCCGAAUGGGGAAGACGAGGCGGAGUGUAGCGUCUGUGGAAUCCAUGAGUUCCAGUGCAAGAGUGGCAAGUGUAUCCGGAAAGAGUGGCGGUGCGACAAGGAGGUCGACUGCGAUGACGGAAGCGAUGAAGUGGAUUGUGGAACGUCCCGAGAGGAUGUUCAGGUGCAUGUGGCCUGUGGGGACGGCACAUUCGAGUGUAAACCUGGUGUUUGCAUCGAAAUGAGCAAGGUUUGCAACGAAAAGAAGGACUGCGAUGAUGGGCAGGACGAAGGCAAGGGGUGCGAUGAUGCGUGCAAGAAGAGUCCUUGUGAACACAAGUGCAUCAAAACACCGACUGGAGCGAUUUGUGAGUGCCGCGUUGGGUAUACUCUGGCAGGAAACAAGAAGUCCUGUCAGGACGUAGACGAGUGCUCCGAGGGAAGACCAUGCGCUCAGCAGUGUAGGAAUACGUUUGGUUCGUAUCGCUGCUCCUGCAAUCCCGGAUUUAUGCUACGGUCGGAUAAGAUCUCCUGCAAAGCUAUUGGUCCCAGCCGCUACGUCCUAUACACCUCGUACAAUCAAAUCCGAAAACUGGAAGUAAGUCCACCGUCGAUCCGAAUCCUCAUUCAGGCCAACGAAUCUCGCAUCACUUCCAUGGACGUGGACGUUCGUCGACAGAUGCUCUACUUUACCGACGAGUACAACCCGGUAAUCUACGAGCAUGAUAUUGAACGCAACAGCACCCACGUUCUGUACAACGUUGGCCACCCGGAGCAUCUAUCGGUAGAUUGGGUCACCGGGAACCUCUACUUCUACGAUCGAUCAGAACCAUCCAUCAAAUUAUGUUCAAUUCAGCGCCAAGUUUGCUCGAGAAUCAUCACCUUCACCUCGCAAGUCUUCGUUAAAUCCGUGGUCGUUGAUCCAAUCAAUCGGAUCCUGUUCUACUCCGUCAUGCACUUUUGGAUCUUCGAGGUUCCGCAUUCGAUCAUCUACCGUGCCGACAUGGACGGGCAGAAUCAGCUGAUCAUCAGCAAGGACGUCUCGCAUGUGACCUCGCUCCAGUGCGACACGGAAAACAAGUUGCUCUACAUUACCGACAUCAGCACUCGAACGAUCAAGAUGAUCGACUACGAGGGCAAACAACUGCGCACGAUCGUUGAGAAGCAAAAUCUUGCCGUCAGCCGUCCGAUCGGAAUCACCUUGUACGAAAAUCAAGCGCUCGUCCUCAACAUGGCAUCGUCCACGGUAGGACAGUGUAAACUCUACGGCGACUACGAAUGUCGCCUCCUGGAGCUGAACGUCCACAACUCCAAUCAGCUUCUGAUCGUUCAGGAAUCACGCCAACCCGAAACGGAUAACGCCUGCGAUGCGAAAAAGAUCAACUGCAACCACGUCUGCGUACCCGGAGAGGAUGGAUCUGGUAAGUGCAUCUGCCAUAACGGCGAGCACAUCAACGAAAAAGACAUCUGUCCGCACACUUCGGACGCCAUGAGUCCCAAGGUCAAAACACACCUCGCCGCAACCGCACCGGAUGACCACGAACCAUCGGAUCAAUCCUCGACUGCCUCAACGGUCGCCAAUGUCUUCCUGGUAUUGCUGAUCCUAACUUUGGUCAUCGGAGGCAUCGGGUAUAUCUACCGGCGUCGCUUCCAGCAAAAAUUCGACAUCGGCAUGCACUUCCACAAUCCGGAGCUCAGCACGGUCGACGCGGCCGAGGUCAAAAUGUUCCAGAGCGUUCCGCGACUUCGCCAGACGGCGACCCACACGGAGCUGACCCUGGAAACGCCUCCCCCGGGUGCGGUCCCAACCGAACCAGGUUCCAGCGAUACGAUCAGGCAGCACGACAUUACCAUGGAGCUGGAAAACAUGUCCGACGCGGACUCGAUGAAAGACGCUUACGACUGCGGGGACGAUCCCCGGCAGCGGUUAAUCAUGUGAUUCGUCUAUCGUUUGUGAUUUUUUGUAGUUACUUUGUUGGCAAAAAGUAAGGAGAAAAACCCCGAAUUUGUAGUUGUUAGGAAUUAGUGUGUAGUAGGCUUGUCAUUUAGU
Molecule: messenger RNA, 5983 nt
Organism: Ochlerotatus camptorhynchus
Lineage: Eukaryota; Metazoa; Arthropoda; Insecta; Diptera; Culicidae
Gene: yl
Product: Putative vitellogenin receptor yl
Exons: 6
Coding region: 374-5872 (1832 amino acids)
Biological process (GO): receptor-mediated endocytosis
Cellular component (GO): plasma membrane; signaling receptor complex; apical plasma membrane
Molecular function (GO): hormone binding; calcium ion binding; protein binding
Source: RefSeq, a predicted model, not a curated record